AUGGCAGACAUGUCUUAUGAAGACACUCAGCACCUUCUUGACUCUAUUACCGACACGAACUUUGACCAGCGUCUGAAUGAUCACAUGGAUGGCAAUGCUACUGAGGAAGUUGAUGAGGAUACAAAGGUAGAUAUGCUCACGGGUCUCAACACUUCCGCCUUUCAGAACCCUCGUGCCCAACAUGAAAUCGCGAACGAGGCUCUCCUAGCCUCUAACCCUUUUGAUAAGGAGUUCAUGGAGGCAUAUAACGCUGAAAAUUCUCGGACUCAAGCUUCUUCAGGGUCCGAUGCACAGUUGAGUGGUCCCCACAACAAUGGCAGUACUAUCGCCGACGAUGAUAGUCAACUUCCUGUCUCUUCAGCCGUCACACCUGCGACUCAGUUUUCUUCACCUAUGAAUCCUGAGGACUACUUGCCCGAGUCAUUUCAGACACAGCCAUAUCCACCUCUUAAUAACCAGCCUCAGGCCUACCCUGUUCCGAUGGGUCAGCCAUUCUAUGAUCAGACGGCCCUUCAACAAAUGCAGCCCUUUGCGGUACGACAACCUGGUCAUGGCGGACGUCGGAUGAGACAAACACAAUACGCUCAACAGCAACUCUUGUUCUCUAUGAACAACCAAAUUCAUCAACUUCUCCCUGGGCAAGUAUCUCACCCGCCCUUCCCAGUAUCUCAACCUCGCGUACCCCCCUCUCAAGGGGCACCUCGCAAGGGUCCUGCUCCCAGCGAACCAACCCGUCACAAGAUCCCAACCAACCCAGCCAACAUCAGCCCCCACAGUCUAGAGCAACAAUCACUCCUCUCAGAGCUGCAGCACUUCACUCACGAAUAUCAGGGCUACAUCACCAACCCAGUCCAAGCUCGCCAAAUAGGCAAUCUCUUCCUCUCCCUCGCACACCAUGAGGUCACAGUUACACCGCCAGAAAUGGAUCCCACAUUCCCCCGAACCAACGAAGCGUAUCGCGCUCGUGUGCAGGAACUCUUCAUGGCUAUUGUGGACUGGUCGAAUCCUAGGGGGUGGCGAACGAAGAUGGGGUCGAAGCUUGCUGUUCAGUGGGUUGAGGAAGUCAAGGCCUAUCGAAAGAGUGUUGGACUUUCUGUUGAGCCGUAUGAUAUGCUUGAUCACCAAAUCGAACCUCCUCUUGAGAGGAUGCCUCCUGUGAACGAGCAGUGGAAGAAUGUCGUUCAUCGUCAGUUGUCCAACAUUGAGAUUGAGAUUCUCAGUUCCAAGAUUCUCGACAACAAGGUUUUGAUUCACUCAGCUCUACGCUCAUCGUGGCUCUCCCGAAUCACCAACUCUCCAGUUGCCGAGCUUGUCCGCAAGGAGAACAACAAAGCUGGCAAUGACAAGAAGCGAAAUGCUGCUAGUCGUCUGAGUGGCAAGGGUGCGAAGAGACCUCAGAAUGAAGAGAGUGAAGAUGAAGGGGACGGUAGAAAGGUCAAGAGGAAGCGAUACUGA
Molecule: messenger RNA, 1455 nt
Organism: Fusarium verticillioides 7600
Lineage: Eukaryota; Fungi; Ascomycota; Sordariomycetes; Hypocreales; Nectriaceae
Exons: 3
Coding region: 1-1455 (484 amino acids)
Source: RefSeq, a predicted model, not a curated record